AUGUCUUCGUCAAUCAAGAGGAUGUUUUUCUUGAAGGACACGUCUCCCAAGUCAGGGGAACCUGUUGUCAAGUCAUACACGAUAGAUGACUACAAGAAGGAGAAUGAGGAUCUGAAGGGUGAAAUCAAAGCCCUCUAUGAGCAGCUGAACCGACGUUACCAAGACACGAGGAACGCCGAGCAUGAUGUUUUGGAGCAGCGAGUUGUUCUCGGCACAACCCUUUCAAAACUCCGGUAUCUGGACAAGAAGCUCGAAAACAUCUAUGACCGAAAGGGAAUGGAGAAAGCCAUCGUAAAGGCAGCCAAUGACCCGAAAUUACUUUAUCAUAAAGCUGAAGCUUUCAGGAAGAUCAAGAAUGCCGAGCAUGAGAUUGUCGGAUCCCGUGAGAUUGUCAAAAGCUGCAUCGACAGGCUUAAGGGCCACCUUGAGAAACUCGACAAGUAUUGA
Molecule: messenger RNA, 447 nt
Organism: Fusarium poae
Lineage: Eukaryota; Fungi; Ascomycota; Sordariomycetes; Hypocreales; Nectriaceae
Exons: 1
Coding region: 1-447 (148 amino acids)
Source: RefSeq, a predicted model, not a curated record